Molecule: messenger RNA, 588 nt
Organism: Rotaria socialis
Lineage: Eukaryota; Metazoa; Rotifera; Eurotatoria; Philodinida; Philodinidae
Source: the annotation of a GenBank genome assembly
AUGUCAAAUAGAACUAUUGAUCCAGGAGUAUCGAUUAAAACUUAUGAUGUUCUUAAUUUUGAUGUCAGAAAAGUUAAAUCUCGCUCGUCAAAUAUUGUUAGUGCAUUAACAACCAGUCAGUCUCUUCCUCAAUCAGUCAUAAACGAUGAUUUUGUUAAAAAAAGUGAAGUACCACCUUAUGAUAUUCACCAACGUGAAGCUAAACGACAACGACAAUCGGAACGAAGUAAAACCAAAGGUAAAAAUUGGUUUCAUAUGCCUGCACCGGAAAUGACUGAAGAAAAGAAAACUGAUCUUAUGGCCAUUCAAAUGCGCGGCGGUUUAUAUGCUGAUAAGUUUUUCAAAAAAGGAAGUGAUACGAAAGGACUUCCAAAAUACUUUCAAACCGGUACUGUUGUUGAUAAUCCAGCUGACUUCUAUCGGCGCAUUCCGAAGAAAGAUCGCAAGAAAACAAUUCUUGAAGAACUUUAUGAUGAUGUUAAAGUUAGAAAAUUCAGCAAAAAACGUUACGUUGAACUUAAAGAAAAAAAUCGUCGACGUAUUGCUUCUAUUCAACAUUCGAAACGUUUAAAACAUAAAAAGAAAUGA